UAAAAGUAUUAAUUAAAAAAAAAAUAAAUAAAACCUAAAAAAAGAAAUAAAACAAAUUAAUAUAACAAAUUAAUUAAACUAAUUAAUUCAAAACCUGAAAACAUUUCAAAAAAAAAACAAACUUCAUUACAGAAGUAAAAACCAAACACUGAAGAACACGAAAUCGAGGCCCUCUGUCCACACCCAAACCCUAAUCACGAAUUUGAAACUAAAUCCCUCAAAAUCGAAGGCGAACACUGUGUAUCCAUUAAAAUGCAGUCGAUUUUUUGAAUAUUGACCCCAUUCGAAGAGCAUUCCUAAGCUAAAUCCCUAAAGGUUGAAGAUACAGCAAAGGAGGUCCCCAAAAAACCAGUCGUAUAAUGGAGGACGACGAUGGUGAAGGUUUGUAUUUUAGUGUGAACAUGCACCAUGGGGGUUCUUGGUGCACUAGAAAUGGGUUGAAACACUAUGUGGGUGGCACUACAACCGAGUUUGAUAAGUGCCAUACAGAUUUCUUCAACAUGAUGGAACUUGAAGGGAUGCUUUUGCAAGUAUAGUGGUGUCAUGGUUCCCCUCUGUAUUUCUGGUUUAAGCCUAAAGACAAAGAACUACAUGAUGGAUUUGAGCUUAAGACUGACAAGGAUUUGUUGGCUAUGUUUGAGGACAUGAGACAACAGAGAUAUAGGAAGGUGGAUGUUUAUGCUGAUUUAUCUGGAACUUUUGGAGGCAACAAUGGUGAAUUAGCAAUUGUGCCUGUUGAUGCAAAUGUCAGUGUUGAGAAUACACCACCUGCUGGAAGUAAGCUGAAAAGAUGCAUAAUAGAGGAGCUACCAGAUGAUGCAAAUGUCAUUGUUGAUGCUCGGGUAAGUGCUAGACCAGAUGACUAUGUUAUGUCCAAAGCAGCAAUGAGGGAUGUUGAAGAGGAAUUGGCAGAGAAUUUACAGGAUUCCAGUGGUGAUUCUGAUGAUGGGGUUGAUGAGUUUGUUGUGUACAUGCCAGAUAUUGACAUGCCAGAGUUUGACAUGGAAGAUGGUGUUGGAGGAAGUGAUGAAGACACUGAUUCUAGUGUCCAAAUUAUUGAGACAGUGGUGGAUAUUGAGUCUGAGAAUGAGGGCCCAACAGAGGAAGCCCAUUUACACCCCAAUACCCAAACACAUGCCCAAAACAUAUUUGAAACACCAUCCAAACCAGAAAAAGCCCAAACCAGUAAAAGAACACCAAAAACCAGAUCCCAAACACAAGGCAAAACUGGCCAUUUAAAUCCCUGCACAUCACCCAAUAGAAGGUCCCAAUUAACAUCCAAAACACCACUACCAACCAAGAAAAAAAGUUGCCAGACUGAGCUGUUCCAAUCACCCAAAAGUAGGUCAAACACUCCAUCCAAAACACCACCCCUAACCAGGAAAAACAAAGGGCAGUCAGACCUCAACAAACCACCCAAAAACAGAGCUCAAACAACAUCUAGAACUAGGAAAGGAGAGGGUUGUUCGAGAACACCACAAACCAGAUCCCAAAGAGCUUCUACAACACCUCAAAACAGUGACACAUUAGCCCAAACACCACCUUGUACCAGAUCCAGUAAUGUAUCUCAAACACCACCCCAAACCAGAUCCAAAAGUGUAUCUCGAACACCAGCUCAAACUAGACAGAGAGUAAGAGAAACACCAUCCAAAACACCAACCCAAACCAGAAAAAGACCAAGAGAAACACCAACCAAAACACCAACCCAAAGCAGAAAAAGAGGAAGAGAAACACAAACCAAAACACCAACCCAAACCAGAAAGAGACCAAGACAAACACCAUCCAAAACACCAACCAAGAAGAAAACAAACCAAUCAGUGGAAGAGGAAGAUUUUUUGGAAGAGGAAUAUGCUCCAGAUACCCAAGAUCCUGAAUUAGCAGAAGAAGGAGCAGCUGACCCUAGCCAAUGGUGGGGGUCAGUCAAUGAUCUAUGCGAUCGAAGCUUACCAAGAUGA
Molecule: messenger RNA, 1955 nt
Organism: Cannabis sativa
Lineage: Eukaryota; Viridiplantae; Streptophyta; Magnoliopsida; Rosales; Cannabaceae
Exons: 2
Coding region: 633-1955 (440 amino acids)
Source: RefSeq, a predicted model, not a curated record